CUCUAUUGGCUGUUACUAUAAUCGCUGUUAUUGGCUGGUGACAUACAGUAGGCAGGGAGGCUGGUGGUAGAGAGAGAUCCUUCCUGGUUUCUAUGGCAAGAAAAAAAAGGACACAAUGAACCAUUUAAACCUGUCUUUUGCUGCUUGUGGAUUUCUUGGAAUAUACCACUUGGGGGCAGCAUCUGCUCUAUUAAAACAUGGUGGGACAAUGCUGAAGGCUGUGAAGGUCUUUGCUGGGGCUUCAGCAGGAUCCCUGGCUGCUACAGUGCUUUUAACAGCUCCAGACAAAAUAAAGGAAAGUAAGGAUUUCAUCUACACAUUUUCUGAAGAUGUUAGAAAAGAGACCCUUGGAGCAGUUACACCAAGAUAUGAUUUUAUGAAUCGCUUAAGGGAAGGCAUAGAAGCAAUUCUACCUCAUAAAGCUCAUGAGAUAGCUGAGAAUUGUCUCUACAUAUCAAUCACAAACACCAAAAGCAGAGAAAAUUGCUUGGUUUCAAGUUUUGCCUCUAGAGAAGAGCUCAUUAAGGUACUUUUGGCAAGUUGUUUUGUGCCUGUGUAUGCUGGUAUUCAGGCUGUAGAGUAUAGAGGAGAGAAAUGGUUUGAUGGGGGAUUCACAAAUGGUCUUCCUCUCCUGCCCACUGGACGCACUGUUACUGUAUCUCCAUUCUGUGGUCGGCAAGAUAUCUGCCCAGAGGAUAAAGGACAUGUUGACCUGUAUUUUAAUAUAGCGAUGCAAGAUGUACUGCUAUCACCAGCCAAUUUUGAAAGACUCCGUCAAGCAUUGUUUCCACCAAGCCACGCCAAAAUGGAGUCCAUUUUUCAAGAUGGAUUUGAAGAUGCUGUGAAAUUUUUACGAUCCGAGAACUGGAACUCAGUGGACAGGAUUUAAAACCACUAGUAUUUUUUUUAAAGCUGACCAGUCCAGUUUUGCUGAAAACCAAACAUACGCCAACCUUCUGGUUCUGAAUCAAAUCGGGUCCCAGCUUGUAUCUCUUUGGGGUUCCGAGUUCCGCAAGUUCGAAUCUUGGAUUUCAAAGACAAAUCUUGUAUGUUUUUGAUUUGCAUGUAAGUCCUUUCCUUGUGAUUUCAGGUUUCAAAAUGUACUGGAAAUGUCUUGAUAUUAAUGUUUUUGAUGUUAAUAAUACUGUGGGAACAAAAACAGGUCAGAUGCACACACUUUUAGUUGUUUUUAUCAAUUUCUAAAGAAAUCCAGAUCAAAAACUCAAACACUGCAAGAAUUUUUGCGCAAAUCCUGUUUUUGCAAUUUUUGAAAUUGAGUAGGUGCAAAUUAAAAAAUCGCAAAAACAGGAUUUGCGCAAAAAUUCUUACAGUGAAAAUGGGGAAAUCAGCCUGUACCCCCAAAAAUGCCAAAUUAACAUAGGAUUACAGUAUAGAAGUGUAUUAAAGGUCAUAUUAAAUAUAUUUGGGGUAUUAAAUUGUGUCAAAUGGCUGUUACUUUUUUUAAAUGGGAAAAUAAUGAUCAGAGCAAUUUUUUUCAGCAAAAUAAGUAUACAUUUGGGUCAUUUUAGGAGACUUGGGGGAAAAAAAGUGGAAAAAGACUGACUACUCUCACCUGCAAGCCUUAAAACAUUUGUCCCAAUAUACCUGUCACAUACUUGGAAUCCCAAAUUCCGUCACUUUGUAAUUUUUUACCCCAAAAAUUACAUUAUUGGCCAGUUAAAAAUAAUUCAAAGUGCCUACAUAGUCAUUAGUGGGGGAAAGGGGGGUUGUGUGCAAGGCUUCUGAGCCAAAUCACAACAUUUUUACCUUGAAAUAGAGAUAUUCCCCAAUGUUGCACCUGCUCAGAUUAGGUGAAGUGAAAUUUACGGUUAAAUUAUCUUUCACGAUUUGCACUAAAAUCAGUUUUUCAAGCAAUAAAACAGAUUAUUGCAGCUAAUUGAAUACUCCCUAUGUGUAAUUGGAAAUCCGCACAUAUGCAUAGAAAUAUACAAUUGAAAAUACUCCCCUGGUGGGCAAAAUUAUACCCAAUAGUAAUUUCAUUUUUAAAGUGAGAAUUAUAAUUAAACAUUAAAAUACUCACACAGGCAAUCAAAAUCCCAUUAUUUUUCUUUCAUAGCCUUUUAAAGUAUAUUUUAAGGUUCAAUUUAAGCAAAAAAGGGACAUGAUAACUCAUCUGCCUUAGGUUGAUAAUGCUAAUUAAACACACUUUUUUUUUUUUUUUUUUGCACCAAAAUAAUUAAGUACAGUAUUACAUAAAGGAAUGUAUAAUGAACUCUCGGAGUUGAGCAAGAUUGCUAAAACAUUUUUUUCCAGAAUCUCUAUAUUUCAAUUGACAAAGGGUCAAAUUUCAAAGUGAUACUUGGAUCAGGCACUGAGAUGUGAUUUUUUUUUUUUCCAGAUACACCUCAGAAUAAAUGGAGCUUCAGGAGUGCCAUUUCCCAGCAAUUUUUCUAAGCUUUGACACCCUAUAUCUCGAAAACUAUGAGGUCUAGAGCAGAAAAAUUUGUCUUGGUUUAGUAGCUCUCUGGUAGUAUCAAGUGUACAAAGUUUCAUGAAAAUUUUAGUUGGUGGGUGUCAUGCCUGGGUGAACUGGCAUGGAAUGACCCACUAAUGAUUUAGAACCAAAACCAAAAGGCAGGGACCUGCGCACAUCUCUAGUAUUUAUACAAAACAAACAGCACUCACUCUGACAUGGAUAUUGUUCUGCUUUCUUCUGUAAUAGUGUAUUGUGCAAAGGUUACUUUUUUAAUUAUUUAAAUAAGUUCUAAUUAUAUUAUGUCAGAAUCAAAUAAAGUCAACUGCAAUACAAA
Pseudophryne corroboree (corroboree frog) is the source of this 2771-nucleotide messenger RNA. It is a transcript of the gene PNPLA4, whose product is annotated as patatin like phospholipase domain containing 4. Gene Ontology annotation, cellular component: lipid droplet; cytoplasm; membrane. Bases 116 to 889 code for a protein of 257 amino acids. Gene Ontology annotation, biological process: lipid homeostasis; triglyceride catabolic process. The transcript has 8 exons. Gene Ontology annotation, molecular function: triacylglycerol lipase activity; retinyl-palmitate esterase activity. NCBI's taxonomy places the organism in Eukaryota, Metazoa, Chordata, Amphibia, Anura, Myobatrachidae. The record is from RefSeq and is a predicted model, not a curated record.